Messenger RNA from Gracilinanus agilis (Agile Gracile Mouse Opossum), 1823 nucleotides. Its product is annotated as protein moonraker-like. Gene Ontology annotation, biological process: protein localization to centrosome; centriole replication. The transcript is spliced from 6 exons. The coding region runs from base 58 to 1305 and encodes 415 amino acids. Gene Ontology annotation, cellular component: centriolar satellite. Lineage: Eukaryota; Metazoa; Chordata; Mammalia; Didelphimorphia; Didelphidae. The record is from RefSeq and is a predicted model, not a curated record.
GUGGGCCUUCUCUUCACUUCUCUGUGCCCACGUUGGCACUGCCUGGCUCCUCGGAGAAUGGGCCGGUGCGGCAAAGGGGGGCCUUGUGUGGGGGUGCCUGCUCGUGCCCUCCGAGAUGGGGGUCCGGCCUUCCCCAGAUGCCUUCGUCCCUUGGGGCCCUGGGUGAACCGUGGAGGCAGCGGCCUCCCAGCCCUUGUGUGCCCAUUAAAGCUCCGUGGAAGGCUGGCACCGUUUUCUGAUUUCUGGGCCCGGCCUCAGGAAGAAGCGAGGCCCUGGCUGUGUGAGUGCGCGUGGCCUCGAGUAGGCGCAGGUCUGUGCUGGAAGGAGGGAGUUUGCACUCUGGGACCUCCCUGUGCUGACCAAAUGCCCGCUAGGAUUCUGGGAUGGAGACGGAGCGUGCGGGGCCUGCUUGGCACGGCCGGCCCGCUCGGUCCUCGGCACAUCCUCUCUGUCUUACAGGUGCUGCCCAGCGAGGAAUCCUCCGACAGCACGCCUGACAGCUUGGCUCUAGGCCUUCGAGGCUUCCCUCACACGCAGGCCUCAGAGCCCGAGGCCAAGGGCUUCCAGCACGAAGUCAGCCCCACGCUCUGGACCAUGAUGCAGCGCAUGGAGGAGAUGGAACGAUGCCAGGAGGCCGUCCGGCAGAGAUUCAGCCAGAUGGUCUACGCCGAUCCCGACUUCGAUUUGGGGACCAAGAGGGGGAGGAGCGGCCCGUCUUGUGGCCUCGGUGCCCGAGGGACCCGGCGGGCAGAGGCGCCUCUUUGCUCUUGUCUGAAUCUUGAUGACGGAGAAACUUGGAGACGGUCACCUGAGAGCCACUGGCGGGCAGCUGGCCCUGAGUACAGAAAAGGCCCAGCAGUAAAUGAGAGGCCAAGGCCGCCUCACCCAAUCCAGCUCACCAAGAGGGCAGCCAGUUGGGAGCCCGCAGCCACCGUCUUGCUUGAAAAACCUCUGGAUGAGAAGUAUUUUGAUGAAAGUAUGGACAUGGAGGAAAGAGGGGAGAAGAAAGCCCCCCUUCGCCCUGUGCCCCCGACGCUGCCCCAGCAGCCAGAGGGCAGCACCCUCCUCUCUGUGCCCCGGGAGACGCUGCGCAGCCUUGGCGACUACCAGGACAGCUACCAGCAGUAUCUCCGGACCAUCUCUCACGAGUCCGUCGGCUCCUUCAACCCGUGGAUUAUAGUGGAGAGCCUGGCAGAAGAGCUGGUCGAGGAAGCCCUGGAGGACGUAGCAGCCGAGCUCCAGGAUGUGUGCGAGGAUUAUGCCGAGGCCGUGUUCACGUCGGAGUUCUUAGAACCUUCCAAGUAAAGGCUGCCAGGUUCUAGAGCCGGGGGCCGAGGCCCUGCCAGGACCACGACCUCCCAAACCUUCCCUCGUGUCUGUUUGCCCCUUGCAAUGAAUGAAGCCUGGCAGCACCUGCUGUCCUCUGCACACACGGGCAUUAUCCUCCCCAUGGCUGGUCACUUGGCGAGGGCAGAGGAGGGCUGGGGGGGGGCAGGUCUGGGGGCGCUGGGGGGGGGCUUCUCCAGGGCCCAACCCGGGGCGAGGAAGACUCCUCGGGAGGAAGGCCUCGGGCCCCCUCCAGCCCCGAGAAGCGACAGGAGCCUGCUCGGCGCACUCCUGGCACCGGUAGGCCCGGCCACCUUUCUUCCCAGGGACUCCCUCCUGGAAGUGGGCCGAGCCUCGGUCAGCGGCCGUCCGACCUCAGCAGCCUUCGUGGCGGUGGGGCUGGCGGGCAGGGUGAAGCCGCCAGCGGGCACUGGGGGGGACAGUUGGUGCAGCAAGUUCCAGGAUUAGUCCCACCUCAGGGGGGUGUGAACUGGCUG